This is a messenger RNA of Mytilus trossulus (common blue mussel), 2348 nucleotides long. Its product is annotated as zinc finger protein OZF-like. The record is from RefSeq and is a predicted model, not a curated record. The transcript has 2 exons. Gene Ontology annotation, cellular component: nucleus. Gene Ontology annotation, biological process: regulation of gene expression. Lineage: Eukaryota; Metazoa; Mollusca; Bivalvia; Mytilida; Mytilidae. The coding region runs from base 152 to 1720 and encodes 522 amino acids.
CUCGACUUAUAUUCAACCUUCAAAAACAAAAACAAAGUAUUUGUGAUGAGAAUCUCGAUGAGAAUAUGAUGAUCUAUCUUAUUCUUUACAAACUGGAGUGAAACAUAGUCGUGAAAAAACUCCCAUUCUGGAGAUAAACAUUGUCAAUAAGAUGUUAAAAGGAGGAGAGGACUUCCAUGUAGUCACACUCAAGGGUACUCUACAGGGACACAAUAAGAUGUUAGAGGGAGGAGAAGAUGUAGUCACACCAAAUGGUACUCUACAGGGACACACUAAGAUGUUAGAAAGAGGAGAGGACUUGCAUGUUGUCACACUCAAUUGUUCUCUACAGGGACACAAUAAGAUGUUAGAGGGAGGAGAGGACUUGCAUGUUGUCACACUCAAUUGUACUCUACAGGGACACACACAGGCUAGUAACACACGUCAUAAAUGUGAUGUUUGUGCUAGAGAAUUUAGUCAAAGUAGUCACUUAAAGAGACACUUGAGAACACAUACUGGCGAAAAACCUUAUAAAUGUGAUGUAUGUGCCAAGCAAUUUUCUCAAGGAUAUGACUUAAAAAGACACUUGAGAACACAUACUGGCGAAAAGCCAUAUAAAUGUGAUGUAUGUGCUAUAGUAUUUCCUUGCAGAGCUGUCUUAAAAGAGCACAUGACUUCACAUACAGGUGAACCUCAUAAAUGUGACUUGUGUGGAAAAGGGUUUAGUGAGCCUGGAAGAUUACAAAUUCACAUGAGAACACAUACAGGUGAUAAACAUCAUGUUUGUGUAAUAUGUGGGAAAGAGUUGAGUCGGCUUAGUGGUUUACGGAGUCAUAUGAGAAUGCAUACAGGUGAAACACCUAAUAAACCUCAUGCCUGUGAUCUAUGUGGGAAAGGGUAUAGUCGGCUAACUGCUUUACAAAUUCAUAUGAGACUGCAUACAUGUACAAGUGAAAAACAUGAUAAACCUCAUGUCUGUGAUCUAUGUGGAAAACGGUUUAUUAAGCUUGCUAAUUUACAAAUUCAUAUGAGAACACAUACAGGUGUUAAACCUCAUGUCUGUGAAGUAUGUGGUAAAGGAUUUCGUCAUCAAUGUAAUUUAAAAGUUCACAGGAGAACACAUACCAGUUAUAAACCUAAUGAGUGUGAUUUAUGUGGUAAAAGGUUUAGUCAACUGAGUAGUUUAAAAAUUCACAUGAGAACACAUACCGGUUAUAAACCUCAUGACUGUGAUGUAUGUGGUAAAAGGUUUAUUCAGCGUUGUAGUUUACAGAUUCACAUGAGAAUACAUACAGGAGAUAAACCUCAUGCGUGUGAUUUGUGUGAUCAACGUUUUAAUCAACAUAGUCAUUUACAAAGUCACAUGAGAACACAUACAGGCGAAAAACCUUUUCACUGUGGUGUGUGUGGUAAACAGUUUAGUCAACGUAGUAGUUUACUCAACCACAUGAGAAUACAUACAGGGGAUACACCUUAUAACUGUGAUGUAUGCGAUCAACAGUUUAGUCAACAUAGUAGUUUAGAGAUUCACAUGAGAAUACAUACCGGUCAUAAACCUCAUGUAUGUGAUGUUUGUGGGAAAGAGUUAAGUCAUCAUCGUAGUUUACAAAUUCACAUGAGAAAACAUACCGGUCAUAAACCUCAUGUAUGUGAUGUUUGUGGAAAAGGGUUUAGUGAUCCUGGUAAUUUCAAUAAACAUAAGAAAAAACAUACAGGUAAAACCGUUAAACCCAAAAUUUAAGAUGGCAAAGGAUUAAGUCAUUUGAGUUGUUUAAAAGGAAGAUAAGGUUAUUUUUGUCUUUUCGUCGAAGUAUACGGGACAUAAGACGACAUGGGUAUUACUAUCCAGCGUAAACUAUUUGAAUAAAGCUUUAUAUUGCAAAUGAUAGGAGACUUGAUGUUUCAUAUCUCAUUAAUCAUGUUAAUAAAUACCUAUUGUUUCAACUUCAAUUUAUACUGCAACUAGUUGUGUUUAUUUCCUAAAUAUAAGGCGUAUUUGUUAGUGCAAAACCAGUUUUAGUUUGUUAAACUUUUCAUUUGUUAAUGAGAACCAGUUUGAAACUAGUUUCGAACCUAAACUGGUUUGCCGUUUGUUAUUCUCAAACCCAAACUGGUUCCAGAAACUAUUCAAACCAUGUCCAAGGGUGGUUUGUGGUUUCGGUUUGGUGUUUACAAUGGCGGCAAUGUUGAUACAGUGUAGUGGUCGCGAAAAAUGUUAUGCAGAUUCUAUGGUCAAAUAGAUCUUUAUAGUGGAUUUUCAAUACUAAUGUACUAGUAUCACCUUUUUGUGUUUGGUGUUUUUUUAACUUCACAUAGUUUUAUAUAGAUAAUUAAUGUUAAUUCUGAACACUAUAUGCAUUUGUUUUGUC